This is a messenger RNA of Notothenia coriiceps (black rockcod), 624 nucleotides long. RefSeq names its product BMP binding endothelial regulator (gene bmper). The annotation marks the transcript as partial. The transcript is spliced from 6 exons. Gene Ontology annotation, cellular component: extracellular region. Gene Ontology annotation, molecular function: protein binding. Lineage: Eukaryota; Metazoa; Chordata; Actinopteri; Perciformes; Nototheniidae. The record is from RefSeq and is a predicted model, not a curated record.
GAAGGUGUGAUCACUGAGGCGGACGUGCAGUGUGUCGUCCACUGCAGGAACCCCAAAAUCCACCCAAAGAAGUGCUGCCCCACCUGCCCCAGUUGUAUCUUUGAGGCUCGUCUGUACAAAGAGAAGCAGGAGUUCAGUCCUGAGGGCAAACCCUGCAUCAAAUGCUCCUGCACUGGAGGGCGGACUCUCUGCAUGAGGGAGGUGUGUCCCGUCCUCUCAUGCCCCGCCCACCUCAGCCACACCCCCCCCGGACAGUGCUGCCCCAGAUGUCUCGGCCAGAGGAAGGUGUUUGAUCUGUACUCAGGAAGCUGUCUGUUCCACAGUGAAGUGUUUGAGAACGGCACGUCCUUCUCACAAGGCAACUGCACCACCUGCACCUGCAAGGAUUCAACGGUGGUGUGCAACAAGCAGUGCUCUCGUCCUGGGAGUUGCCAAGGCGACCAUUGCUGUGACGAGUGUCUGUCCUACGUGAAGGUGGAGGAGGUGAAGUACUGCAGAGUCAGAAACAAGAUCUACAGGGAAGGAGACAUGUGGUCGUCCGUUAACUGCACUCUGUGUGCCUGCGUCAAAGGAAACAUCGAGUGUCGGCCCAAACUGUGUGUGCCAAUCAGCAGCUGCCCCUCG